This is a messenger RNA of Penaeus vannamei (Pacific white shrimp), 3125 nucleotides long. RefSeq lists its product as uncharacterized. NCBI's taxonomy places the organism in Eukaryota, Metazoa, Arthropoda, Malacostraca, Decapoda, Penaeidae. The record is from RefSeq and is a predicted model, not a curated record.
GUUGAUCAACACACGCAUGAAGGUUUUGGGAUAACGGAGUCCUGCAGGACCUCACUUCCAUGUCAUCCUGGCAGCAGGAGCGCCAAAACUCAGCACCGUUGAUUUCUAUGUGUAUGACCAGUAGCAUCCUUGAUGGAGGGGCAACAUUGGUCUACUACGGGCUGGACAUUCAGGGAUAGCCUUAUUGUCCGGAGAUUACGUUCUGUCUGCCCUUAUCCAGACUGGCCAAAUGUUGCACCUACGCUGGUAGGGCCACACCAUGUCUUUGAGAAUGACAACUUUAUUGGUGAGCGGCAACCCUUGUCUUGCAAGUCGAACUGUUAUAGGUUCCAGAGUUUGAAAAACAAUGGAGGAGCCUUUCCAUUAAAGAAAACUUUUAGCUUUGCAUAUCCAUUGUCAUUUCCAAAUAAUACUAGGAAUUCAGCAGACUUUUGGAAUAAUGUGGCAGUUGACCAGGAUAGAGGAAACUGUUUGGAUGUUUUGGAGAUGGGUGAAGAGAAGGCUGUUGUAUAUCCAAAUAAUGAAGAUGGAAAUCAUGGGAUUAAUAUCUACAGGCUGGAAGGUGGAAGUAACAUAAUUGAAAAUGAUGUUUCAAAUAACUGUGGAUUUUACAGAUUAGAGAAGCAUGCAGGGUACACAUCUCCUUUUCCUACAUAUCAGGUUGUAGCUAGUUAUGUAAACAAUUCUGCAUAUGUUCUCACAAGGUCUAAAAAGCAAAUUGGUGUUUUUUCUUUACGUGGGAAUUCCAGCAAGGGUAAAUUCUAUCAAAAUGUUUGUAGUAAGACAUCUACUCUAACUGGGGCUGACCUCAGUGACGUUCUACCAGGUUAUUAUACUGUAGCGUCAGAAAGUGGUAAACUGCUUGUAAAGGAUGCUGGUUCUAAGAAUCCAGAUGCAGUAUGGGCAUGCAAUUUUCAAGAAGAAAUGACAUCUAAAAAAUGUUCUUUCCAUUGUGAGUUUGGAAGACAUCCACUUUCUGUUCUUGUUAACAAUAAAUCUUCAUUAUGGUUAUGUGAUACCCGAAUCAGUGGACAGACUUCUAAUAGUUGUAAGAGACUUUUACUAAAUACAAGCAGUAUGAAGAAAUUUAUAUCAGGAAUAGAGGAAAUUAGUGUUUUUUCACAAUGUGAAGAAUUGCCAUACUUGUAUGUUAUAACUUCAAAAGGUGUGCUUGUGUAUGAUGAAAGAUAUAACAAAACUCCAAGUAUGAUGUGGCAGCAUAGGCUAAAAAAUGUCCCAUCAUUUGUAACUACGCAGAAAUUUGGAGAUUCUGAAGCUGUUAUGCUGUCAGGAAAAGAAAAUAAUGAAGUGUGCAUAAUACUGAAUGACUGGGUUCACAGUGGUUCUUCCUCGUGGUGCACAAGCAAGAGCCUUCCAAAACAUUUUAACAUUGCUCAGGACACAAUAAACUUUACUCAUUCAGAAGAAAUAUCAUUCACACAUGAAGCUUAUGACCAUGUCUCCAGUAAUUGCAUUGGGUUAGCAUCUUUCAUACCUUCAAAAAAUGAAAAUGAAAUGUGUCUUCUUAACUUGAAUAAGUAUGGAGAUGUCUUUUCACAACAUUUCAAACUUUCCGAAAGUAGUGAUGAUUUAGUUAACAAGGAGGACAUAGAGAUUGGCAAAAGAAUUUUAAGCCAUUGGCAGGAUCAUGUAAAUUCGACUGCAGAGAAAGCAGAGCAACAUCAGUAUAUGGAGGGAUCUCAAUUUUUACAAAAGCUUGUUAAAAGAGACAGUGUUAUUGCCACCAGUUUAUGUGAAAUGUUCAUGGGACUUCCAGACUUUGCAAUUGAUGAAAAGGAAUGUACAGAUGAAAGUACCUCAGAAAAUGUUUGGGACUUGAGAUUAAAUAUAAAAAAAGUCAAGAAAGGCAAGCAAUCCCAACAACAGAAGCAGAAAGAAUGGUUACAGAGCUUAGUAGAUGAAUAUCUUAUAGAUGAUUCUGUUAAAUGCAAAAAUAAAGUAUCACCCACAAAAAAGCAUAAACAGAUAGAUAGAUAUUUUCCGAGAAAAAUUGCAAAUGCUCAGAAAACUGAUUUCAGCAAUGCACCCAAAGACCCUUUAACUACAAAGCUUCUCAUUCCAUGGACUGAGACUAUCCCAGAUGGACGAGGCUUUCACUAUCACACUGCCCCUGUUGCAUUCAACAGAAUAAGUCACAUUCCAGCAAAGAUGAAGCACCUGGAUUCUCUCCAGAGUAAUGACAUGGACUUUGAAGAGAUGUAUGAGUCAUCAGCAGAAAGUGUUGAUGAACCAUUGUAUACCUCACAGGCCCCAUUGGAUGACUCACAGCAUUUUCAAGUCUCCCAAAUAUUAUCACAGCAAAUUAUGAAAAUACAAAAGAAGAAAUCGAAAAAGAGACGAGUUGAUGGAUUUUAAAUUUUUGUCAGUUGCUUUUGUAUGUACUUAUGUAUUAUAGAAAAAUUUCAUAUAUUUCUUAUGUUUGCCAACAUAAUACUACAAUAUUUGCAUGAUACAUGUGAAACUACAUUAAAUAGGAUAAUAAAAAUACACUUUUGCUUCUAUAAAAAAUAUAUGUAUAACACAGUACACUUUUUGUUUUCAGUCAUACACAAAAUAGUCAUGUAUACUGUAAUAUCAAGAUAAUUCUUAAUGAGUACUAAAAUAUGUGUAUAAAUAUUGUGAAAUAAAAGUAAGAGUAAUGAUAUUUGUUCCAUAAAUGAAAAUACACCCAAGAUAUUGUCUCUGAUGAUAACAAUUCAGUAUUUGUCCUCGGUAAUAAGAUUAAGAAGAUUGGAGUGGCAUGUGAUUUUUUUUGUGAUAAUGAAUACAGUUAGAAUGAACCCAAAAGUUGUAAGAAAUGAAUUGAUGUGUACAGGAUCUCACUUCAAGGCAUCACUAACUUGCAAAAUAGGUGAAAGCAUAUGGAUUUGAAGAUAAAAAAGGGUUUAUCUCUACUCUUUAUCUACAAUGUUAUUGGUUAGAGUAGGUUUAAUAUUUAGGAAGAAAGAGAAAGUGAAGUAUCAAUAGAGAAUUGACAUUAUAAACAGGAUCAUCCGGAUCAUCUCUUUCACAUAAUGCAAGUAUUACGACAUUUAUAGAGGACAAUAAGUCUCCUUAUUAAUUUAUGUUUCUUGACAAAUGUAAUAAAAUAUUUUUAUAUGGUA